AUUCAGCUGAAUAGAGAGAGACGGCGAAGGAGCUCUGAAGGAAACAAAAAUGGCAGGCAGAAGCGGCGGCGGAAGAGGAGGAGGAGGAGGAGGAGCAUCGGCUGAUCUUCACUCCGCGGCAAGAUCCGGUGAUUUAGCAGCAGUUCAAUCUAUUAUCAGCUCUAAUCCUUUGGCUGUUAAUUCUAGGGAUAAGCAUUCUCGGACUCCGUAUCCUUUCUUCUCGCAAAAUCAAUCUUCUUCGAUUUUAGUUUCUGCUUGAUCAUGAAAUUUAAAUUCUCUCGACUCGCUUUUCUCUGUUUGACUACAAAUUUUCCGAUGUUUGCUGAAUGUAAUUUGCUACGGCCUUAAUUAGGGUUCUUAAAACCUUAGUAUCAGCUUAUACAACUUUAUUCAAUGCUAAACAUUAUUUCUAGGUUUUACAUUUUGAUUCGUCACACUUGAUUUGGUUGCUAGGAGAAUGAUGGUUUGUAGAUUACAGCUAGAGCAAUGAUAGAUCUGAUCUACUUUACGUGUUCAUUGCAGUCUUUUGUUGUUCAUUUUUUUGUCCUUAACAUCAUGAUCUCUUGGGGAAAUAGACUACAUUUAGCAGCAUGGGCAGGGCACAACGAGGUAGUGAGCUACUUAUGCAAGAACAAAGCUGAUGUUGGUGCUGCAGCAGGAGAUGACAUGGGUGCGAUUCACUUUGCUUCUCAAAAGGGGCAUUUGGAAGUUGUGAGAACUUUAUUAUCUGCCGGUGGUUCUGUGAAGUCUAUCACUCGCAAGGGACUCACUCCUCUUCACUACGCUGCUCAAGGUUCUCACUUUGAAAUCGUCAAGUACUUGGUUAAGAAAGGAGCAAGCGUCAGAGCUACGACUAAGGCUGGGAAGAGUCCAGCUGAUGUUGCGGGUAAUGCAGAAACGCAAAAUUUCCUUGAAGAAUGUGAAGAGCAAGCAAGGAAAGCUAAGGUGAACAAUGAGAAAAAGACGGAAAUAGUGAAACCAGAGAGUUGUAGCAAUGAAGGAGAUGUCAAGGAUCUGAAAAGAAAGGACUCUGAGGAUGGAAACGAGGGUGAGGAAGAAGAAGCUUCUUCGAAACCGAAAAAGCCAAAAGUUGCUCUUUCUCAUCUUCAGGACAUUGACGACACAGAAGCUGAUCAAGAAGAAGAGUAACUCUUCUAUUCCAUCAGAAGUUUCUUAACAAGAGUUGUAAGAUCCUCCAUCAUAUGAGAUAGGUCGUAGUUCACCAAAACUUUUGUUCGUUUCCGAGAUCCGUAAAAGCCUGUAGAAGAAUCCAUCACUUUGCAUUUUAGAAUUGGUUGGUAAAACAGAUUGUUUUUAGCUGUCAAAUC
Messenger RNA from Arabidopsis thaliana (thale cress), 1328 nucleotides. Its product is annotated as Ankyrin repeat family protein. The transcript has a single exon. NCBI's taxonomy places the organism in Eukaryota, Viridiplantae, Streptophyta, Magnoliopsida, Brassicales, Brassicaceae. The record is from RefSeq and is marked reviewed. The coding region runs from base 487 to 1149 and encodes 220 amino acids.